AUGGCCAUAGCCACGGCAAGGCUCAAGUACAUUGCAUUUCUCAACCCCCAAAAUCAGCCGCUCUAUUCCUGCCACAUCCACAACGGUCAACUACAACGUGCCGACGAAGUGGACACGCUCGAGUGCGACCUGGCUGCGUAUGAAACGCUCGACUUGAUUGAACUCACAUUGGCAAAGCAAGCGCAAAAGGACGCAGCCAACGAAUGUUUUCUCGGCUCAUUUUCUUGUUGUACUCCGGCCUUCUUAAUGACGUUCGCUUAUGUGUCUUCUACCAAGCUGAGGAUUGUGGGUGUAUUUGAACAGCAAGAAUUCAACAUGACCGAAGUCAGAAAAUUCUUCAAGUGCUUGGCGGCAUUGUAUGCUCACACGGUGGCGAAUCCGUUCUACAAAGGCACAACUCUGGAUACGCCAAAAUUCAAUAAAACCAUGGGUAAGAAUGUCCCGUUGAAAAAAGUCACCACGCCAUUUUGCAGCUGA
This is a messenger RNA of Gregarina niphandrodes, 477 nucleotides long. RefSeq names its product amine-terminal sedlin. Gene Ontology annotation, biological process: endoplasmic reticulum to Golgi vesicle-mediated transport. The record is from RefSeq and is a predicted model, not a curated record. Bases 1 to 477 code for a protein of 158 amino acids. The transcript has 2 exons. Lineage: Eukaryota; Apicomplexa; Conoidasida; Eugregarinorida; Gregarinidae.